This is a messenger RNA of Durotheca rogersii, 2477 nucleotides long. RefSeq names its product GTP-binding protein lepa. The coding region runs from base 141 to 2174 and encodes 677 amino acids. The record is from RefSeq and is a predicted model, not a curated record. NCBI's taxonomy places the organism in Eukaryota, Fungi, Ascomycota, Sordariomycetes, Xylariales, Xylariaceae. Gene Ontology annotation, molecular function: GTPase activity; mitochondrial ribosome binding; GTP binding. The transcript has a single exon. Gene Ontology annotation, biological process: positive regulation of translation. Gene Ontology annotation, cellular component: mitochondrion.
GCCAUCUCAAGUAGGUAGUAGGUACAUAUCGAAGUAAGCCCUCCAUGGGAUUUUUUUUUGCACCUGGCCGAGCGCCGGAAUAGCUUCAUCGUACUGACCUCAAAUUUGACAGGGUCGAGAAACAGCAAAAAAACGUAUGGAUGGGUGCUGGAUUGAACUACACAGUGGCACCCUCUGUUCUCAUGCGAUCAUGUCUACGCAGAUCUCCUUUUCGCACCUCUUAUAGCAUCGGCUACGGCCCGCGUUCGACAUGGGCUCCCUUUAGCCCCCCACCCCCCCGUCGAGCCGGAGCCACGAUAAUCUCGCAGCGGUAUAACAGCUCGAAAACGGAUGCCGCCGAGCUCGAACGCCGGAUAGCCGCCAUACCCAUCUCGCGCUUUCGGAACUUUUGCAUUGUGGCGCAUAUCGAUCAUGGCAAAUCCACCUUGUCCGACCGGCUCCUCGAGCUCACCGGCACUAUCUCCUCCUCCAGUUCGAACCGCCAGAUUCUCGAUACCCUCGAGGUCGAGCGCGAACGCGGCAUCACGGUUAAGGCGCAGACCUGCACCAUGAUAUACAAGCACAACGGCGUCGACCACCUGCUGCACCUCGUCGAUACUCCUGGGCACGUCGAUUUCCGCGCCGAAGUGACGAGAUCAUACGCGAGCUGCGGGGGGGCAUUGCUGCUAGUGGAUGCGAGCCAAGGCGUGCAAGCCCAGACAGUCGCCAAUUUCUAUCUCGCCUUCGCCGAGGGACUCAAAAUCAUACCCGUCGUCAACAAGAUAGACAUGACUGCCGCCGACGUGCCGAGGGUCCUCGCGCAGCUCGAGUCCACGUUUGAGCUAGAUUCCAGCAAGGCGAUCGGAGUGAGCGCAAAAACCGGCUUAAACGUUGCCAAGAUAUUGCCCGCUGUCGUGGAGAACAUACCAGCGCCAGAAGGCGACGAAUCGAAACCGCUGAGAAUGCUGCUGGUGGAUUCCUGGUACGAUAGUUUCCGGGGCGUUAUCUGCCUAGUCCGGCUUUUCGAUGGCACCGUCAGGGCCGGCGACGAUGUGGUGAGCUUCGCAACCGGCAACCGGUACACGAUCGGCGAAGUCGGGAUCCGAUACCCCACGCAGGUGCCCCAGACGGUGCUGCGCGCCGGCCAGGUUGGCUACGUCUUCUUCAACCCGGGCAUGAAGAAGAUCCAGGACGCCAAGAUCGGAGACACGUUCACGACCGUCGGCUCCGAAGACGUGGUCGAGCCCUACCCGGGCUUUGAGGAACCUAAGCCAAUGGUCUUCGUGGCGGCGUUCCCCACAGAUCCGAGCGACUAUAGUCGCUUGGCGGACAGCAUCGGCCAGCUCGUGCUCAACGACCGUAGUGUCACCCUCUUCAAGGACCACUCGGAGGCUCUCGGUGCUGGUUGGCGGUUGGGCUUCCUCGGCAGUCUCCACUGCUCGGUGUUCCAGGAUCGCCUGCGCCAAGAGCACGGCGCGAGCAUUAUCAUCACGGAACCGGCCGUGCAAACUAAGGUCUUGUGGCCCAACGGAACCGAGAGUGUCCUCCAGAGCCCUUCCGACUUUCCCGACCCCGAAGACGGCCGCUCCCGUGGGGCGACGUUCUACGAGCCGUACGUGCUAGCGACCAUGACGAUCCCGGAGGAGUACCUCGGGCGAGCCAUCGAGCUCUGCGAGGCGAACCGCGGCGAGCAGGAGAGCAUCGAGUUCUUCCACGGCAUGCAGGUGAUCCUCAAGUACCGCAUCCCCACGGCGCAGCUGGUGGACGACUUGUUCGGCAAGCUCAAGGGCGCGACCAAGGGCUACGCGACGCUGGACUACGAGGACGCGGGCUGGCGCGAGAGCAAGCUGGUGAAGCUGCAGCUGCUCGUCAACAAGGAGCCGGUCGACGCGAUCGCGCGCGUGGUGCACAUGUCGCAGGCCGAGCGGCUCGGCCGGCAGUGGGUGACCAAGUUCAAGGAGCACGUGCAGCGGCAGAUGUUCGAGGUGGUGAUCCAGGCGGCGAUCGGGAAGCGGGUCAUCGCGCGGGAGUCGAUCAAGCCCUUCCGCAAGGACGUGCUCGCGAAGCUCCACGCGAGCGACAUCAGCAGGCGCAGGAAGCUUCUCGAGAAGCAGAAGGAGGGCCGCAAGAAGCUGAGGGCGGUGGGCAACGUGGUCAUCGAACAGGAGGCCUUCCAGAAAUUUCUAUCCAAGUAGGACGGAUCCUACGCACGUCGGCAGACCUGCCUAGAUGCCUAUGUAUUGACAUAGCGCACUCGCGCCGAUUUUUUGAUGUAUGGGUGGUGCGGCGACGCCAGACGAAGACGAAGACGAUACCUAGGUAUAUUACACGUCCCUAUUAUGUAAAUACUAGUCUUAUAUGCAUACACAAUAACUCCCCAAUACCACCUACCUCUUUAUCGAGUUGGUGUCAACACCUUAGGUAGGAGGUACCUAAUGAUCUAGGUACAGUCUUCUCGAUGGUGUCCCACUUGCCAUAUCUAGAGAUUCGAUGUAGGG